AUGGCGGCAUCGUACACGUUUGGGACGGUGUCUUCAGACUCGUCGGUGACGGGGAGUCUUGCUGAUUCGAAAUCAAAGUUGUCGAUUCCUGUUUCCUUGAUAAGAGACUCGAUUUUCUUGAUUUUCUUGAUCGACCCGUUGAUUCUGAAGAUUCCUUGUUCUGGGUCCUUUUCCAAAACAAAGCUGCAGCAUUUGUGGACCAACAGAGGAACGGUCAGUUUGAGCCCAUCGAUUUCCAGCUCGAUAUUGGAUGUCUUGGCCUCAUUUUCCAACAAAUGGCCAGAAGACAAAGGAGUAGCCACAGGGGUGGCCGUGUUUCUUCUUAAGGUCGUGGCAGAGGCUUCUUGA
This is a messenger RNA of Ogataea philodendri, 348 nucleotides long. RefSeq lists its product as uncharacterized. The coding region runs from base 1 to 348 and encodes 115 amino acids. The record is from RefSeq and is a predicted model, not a curated record. The transcript has a single exon. NCBI's taxonomy places the organism in Eukaryota, Fungi, Ascomycota, Pichiomycetes, Pichiales, Pichiaceae.